Zymoseptoria tritici IPO323 is the source of this 972-nucleotide messenger RNA. RefSeq lists its product as uncharacterized. Gene Ontology annotation, molecular function: ADP transmembrane transporter activity; AMP transmembrane transporter activity; coenzyme A transmembrane transporter activity. Bases 1 to 972 code for a protein of 323 amino acids. The record is from RefSeq and is a predicted model, not a curated record. The transcript is spliced from 5 exons. Gene Ontology annotation, cellular component: peroxisomal membrane. Lineage: Eukaryota; Fungi; Ascomycota; Dothideomycetes; Mycosphaerellales; Mycosphaerellaceae.
AUGUCUACCACCACCAAGCGCAAACAGGAGGCCACCGUGCCCGCCAUCCAGCAGACUACCGCUGAGCAGCAAUCCGACAAUGUCGCGCACGCAUUGGCAGGAGCCGGAGGCGGACUGCUGUCCAUGGCAUUGACCUACCCAUUGAUCACGCUCUCCACCCGAGCUCAGGUCGAGAAGAAGAAGGCCUCAACCGGCACCCUCGACGCCGCCAAGCGCAUCAUCGACCGCGAAGGCAUCGUCGGUCUCUACGCCGGUCUUGACAGCGCCUUGUUCGGCAUCACAGUCACCAACUUCGUGUACUACUACUGGUAUGAAUUCUCCCGCGCCUUCUUCCAACGCACGACCAACAAAACCGCCCUCUCGACCCUCGAAUCCAUGGCCGCGGGCGCCCUCGCCGGCUCCGCCACCGUCCUCCUCACCAACCCGAUCUGGGUCAUCAACACCCGCAUGACGGCGCGCGAGAACGAGGGCCACGGCCUCCCCACAAAAGAAGGCGAAGCGGUCCGCAAGACCAAGCCCCCCGGCACAAUCUCCACGCUGAUGAAGAUCAUCCACGAGGACGGCGUGACGCGCCUGUUCGCCGGUGUGCUGCCCGCGUUGGUGUUGGUCAUCAACCCGAUUCUGCAGUACACCAUUUUCGAGCAGUUGAAGCAGGCCGUGGAGAAGAGGAGGAAGGUGGGAGCGACGGAUGUGUUUCUGAUCGGUGCGUUGGGAAAGUUGGCGGCGACGAGUAUUACGUACCCGUAUAUUACCGUCAAGUCGAGGGCGCAUGUGGCUGCGAAGGACGGUCCCAAGUUGGGCAUGACGGCGACGUUGAAGAAGAUUUACAGGGAGGAGGGUGUUGGUGGUCUUUACGGAGGCAUUGGACCAAAGGUCACGCAGUCGGUCAUCACCGCUGCUUUCUUGUUCGCCUUCAAGGAUGCGCUCUACGACAUGACCGUCAAGGCUCGCCGCUCCGUCAAGAAGAACUAA